Molecule: messenger RNA, 2097 nt
Organism: Durusdinium trenchii
Lineage: Eukaryota; Dinophyceae; Suessiales; Symbiodiniaceae
Source: the annotation of a GenBank genome assembly
AUGGUGAGCGCGUGGAACGCGGGCGGACUUCAGGCCAAUGCAACUGCCUUCUGCCCACCGAGCAGGAUUGUGGCAGAGAGCGAGAGCCUAGAGGACAAGGAUCCAACAGCAUGGGAUGUGCCUGUGGAUCCUGCUGGGCAGGCCCUAUGUGACAACAUGCGCGAACUGACGGCCCACUUACGUGGGAUUUACCACUCCCUCAGUCAUGAGGACCCGGAUGUGGACCAUCAGAGCUCGGGCCAUCCGUUGGUCGCCCUUUGCGAUAGUAUGCGAGAGCUGACAGCUCAGCUCCGCGGCAUUUUCCACUCCUUGAAAACGGAGGAGACGGAUGCUGAGAAAGAUGUGAAGCGGACCCGGCAUCCUUUGGUGGCCUCGCUCGCCGAGUCGCUGCACCGGGAGGCCCUCCGCAUGUUAGACGAUGUGCCCAUGAAGCCUGCCAAGGGCGCCAACGAGGCGCAUCCUCCGCCCAGUUCAGGUGUUUUACCGUCUGAAAAGAAGCUUUCGCCCAGCUGUGAGUCCAGGACGGCCACCAGCCGCCGGACGCGACCGAGGCCACGUGGUCCAGGAAGCCCGGGGAGCCAGGCGCGUGGAGCCAGGCACGAGACGCCCACGCUUCGAAAACGCGCAGCCUCCCGGGAAUCGGGACCCGAGCGACUGAAGCGCUUGGGCCUGGUGGGCAUCCCACCGAAGGACGAGGCCAGCGGCCAGUCUGGAACCAGGCGCCUGCGACGUCAGCCGGUGGAGGAAGGGGAGGCGAAGCGGCCGGUUUCAGCGAAGCGUUCUCCGGUGCAGCGCGCCAGCUCCAAGAAGGGAAGCGGUCCCGGCGCUGUUCCGGAGACACAGAAGCAGAGCAGUGAGAAGCUCAAGGCUUCCAAGAACAAGGCCACGUUGGGUGAGUCCCUUCGACCCCCCGAAGUGAGGCGCGAGGCGGCGGGAGCCGCAGUCGCUCCCGCGCCGCAGAAGAGGGCCGCCUCGCGGGAGUCGGGCUCGGAGCGCUUGAAACGCCUGGGCUUGGUGGUCCUUCCGCCACGGAAGGAUGAGGCCACCGCGACCCGCGACCCGAAAACUCCGGGCGCGGUCGCGGGGACCGCUCCGAGGCGGACCUCCGCGGCCCCACGCCGCUCUCCGGUCUCAGAGGGCGGGCCAGCCGGAAACAAGCGAACGCCAUCCAAGCGUGCUCCGGUGCGGCCCAGCUCCAAGAAGCUGCAGAAGGGCAUCUCCGCUGCCCGUGGACCGGCCGACCAGCCGAGUGCGGCGAGCGGAGACGCCCGCGACGGCCGCGACGUCCGCGACGUGCGGCAUGCGGUGCCCAGCACGUGCAGCAAGGAGAGCGAAGCAAUGGAUGAGGACGUGAGGCGGAUGUUGGAAUGGGCAGCCGCAGAGGCAGCCCACACCAGGCGUGUGGCAACACGCGUGGCGAACUUGCCAACGUCUAGCGAUGUCCACUAUUCCGUGGCCCGAAUUCGAGAAAGCAACCAGGGCCGCUUGGCGAACCGCCUCCGAGCUGCCACGCUGAACCGCGCGAGGUUAGCCAGGCAGGCGAUGCAGUCCAUGGUGCGAUCCGACCAUCGACCGCUCGCGCAGGAGAGACUAGGCCUGAGGACGGAUGGACCGAUGGACGACGGAGCGAUGCGCCCGGAGGCCUUCGCCGCGUGGGGCGACCGAGAUCAAGAGCCUGAAGAGGUGAGCAUCGGAGAGGAACUGGACAGUGAGAUGUCGCCCGAUGAGAUCGACGAGAAGGAAGCGUCCUUCUUGACCGUGGCCGAUCGCCAGCGCAUCGGCGAGGUGCUCGCGGAGCAACGCCGCCGGCGCGGACCGCCCGACGCGGCGGGACGGGGCGCAGCGGCGCCGUCAGAGCCGUCGCCGCGGAGGCGGGUGGAGGGUGGAGGGCGAGGACGUGAGGAAUCAAGUGCAGCAGGUGGAAGGGAGAUGGGCGAACUGGUAGAACUGAUAGUUCAGAAGAUGGACACCCGAGGAGGCAGCCCGGGCGGGCCGGACUCCGGCGCCCUGGGCAGUGCCUGGCAUUCCUUCGCCUCGAAGACCAGCGAGGCGAGGCCUUCCAGCACGGGUGGUGACUGGCAGGGCUUGAUGGCGUGA